GAUUAACUUCCAAUAGCUUUGCUGGAGUUGUAUGUGGAAUCGCGGACUACGGGAUGGCAGCAGGCGCGGAUAUCGUCACCCUCGUCUUGGGCGCUUUGGGACUGGCGCUGCUCGUCCUCUCCGCCGGGUCUGAUUGCUGGAGGCAAGAUGCCAAGGAUCCCCUCUCGUCGGUGGGACUGAGUGUCCGGUGCCGCGGCUUGUGGAGCGAGUGCGUCUUCGACAACGUGGCCGACCUCUGGACCUGCGACAUUCCCAUUUCCUAUCUCGGCGAGCAUCCUGGCGUCCUUGUGGUCACCCGGGUCUUGGUGAUCCUCUCCGGCUUGAUGACUUUUUCUGCUAUGCCCACGUUCAUUGCCGGGAUGGGUUGCACCAAGCUUUUCCACGACAACGUUCCUCUGAAACAUCAGUUUUCUCUUGCAGCUGCGACUCUAUUUCUCCUGGGAGGUCUUUCCGGAGCGGUCGCAGUUUUUUGGUACGCUGUCGACACCGUCCAGAAGUACAAACUGGAGGUCAGCUUGGGCAUCCCUGGCGUGACUUAUGAGCUCGGCUAUUCCUUCUGGGUGGCGGCCGCCGGGGUGGCGAGUGCCAUGUCCAGUGGCCUUUUGUUGGUGGUUGCCAACUGUCUUCGAACCCAGAAUCCAAGGAAGAAGGAGCCGGUCCAUGAACGAAGGCUGGGAACCUACCUGUGAUGCUUUCUUCAGACUCUUUCUCUCACCUCUUAUUAAACCAGGGUCAUUCCGAUGCGC
Molecule: messenger RNA, 746 nt
Organism: Anolis carolinensis (green anole)
Lineage: Eukaryota; Metazoa; Chordata; Lepidosauria; Squamata; Anolidae
Product: claudin-16
Exons: 5
Coding region: 54-689 (211 amino acids)
Biological process (GO): cell adhesion; bicellular tight junction assembly
Cellular component (GO): bicellular tight junction; plasma membrane
Molecular function (GO): structural molecule activity
Source: RefSeq, a predicted model, not a curated record